Molecule: messenger RNA, 4333 nt
Organism: Sarcophilus harrisii (Tasmanian devil)
Lineage: Eukaryota; Metazoa; Chordata; Mammalia; Dasyuromorphia; Dasyuridae
Biological process (GO): tRNA methylation
Cellular component (GO): cytosol
Source: RefSeq, a predicted model, not a curated record
GAAAGAAGGGAGGAAGGAAGGAAAGAAGGAAGAAGGGUUGGCCCCGGUUGGAAAGCUGCUCACAGGGAGCCCAUGUCAUGGCAGCGACACGGGGGCCUCCAGCAUUGGGGCUUUCGGGGUCUGGAGGCCAGUCGAGGACCCACAGAUUGUGGAGCCCCCCAGCUCGAGGCCUCGCCCCCUUUGGUUGCAUCUCGCCCCCUUUGCCCUUUCCUGCAGAUUUUGGCCACGUUGGCUGCGGGCAGGGAGAGCCUGGUGUCCCAGGAAGUGGCCAGGAUGCUGGGCCAUCUGACCCACGGCCAGCAGGCCUUAACUCUGGGAGAGCUUCGCACAGUGUGUCUGUUCCUGGAGGAGAGCGGCCUGGCGCGAGAACACUGGAGACACGCCCUGGGCAGCCUGCUGGGCAGCGCGGCCUCCACCCUGGCCUCCGUGCUGCAGGACCCCGCCACCGGGGCCGGGGAACGGGCCUGCCACGCAGUGAAGCUGGUCCUCCAGCUUUUCCAAAGCAUGCCCGAGGAGGUGGGGGCCCUGACCUGGAGGCCGGCAGGUGAAGUGGAGCCCCUGGCGAGCAUCCUUCAGUCCCUGGUGCAAGUGAUCCUGGGAAAGGUGGCCCACAAGGACGCCCGGCUUCUGGCUGGCACAGCCCUGGGCAUGCUGGCGAAUGCGGCCCCCACGCCAGAGGCAGGGGCUGAGGCCGUGUCUGAGCUGCUGCGGCUGCUCAGCCCAGACCCUGGGGAGCAGAGGCUUGGGGGGCUCCGGGUGGCUGUGCCCCCCAUGAACCCCGAUGGGCUGGAGGACCUGGUGCUGAGCCGAGGCCUUCUGACCUCCUGCAGGAAGGACAUCCUGACCUUCAGGCCCCCUGGGGGGAAGGCCUGUCUGCUGCUGGGGGCCCUGAUACCCCCCGUUGGCCCAGGCUGGAGUGAGAAGAACAUGGACUACCGUGCCUUCCUCCUGCAGGCUUUUCUGCUGUGGCUGCGACGGCUGCACGAAAGCACCCCCGGCGUCUGGACGGGGCGACUCCUGAGUGGGACCUCCCAGGGGGCCCUGCGGCUGACUCAGUUCAUCUGGAGCAACACCGAGAGCCCGCUGGAAGGUUUGUCCAGGCACCUGCCCCGCCUCUUCCUGAGCCAUGGGAAGGGAGGUGAGCACCUCGGGGACGGAGCAGAGCGGCCCCUCUACGAGGAGCUCCUGGAGAGGGUCCGGGCCCUGCCCUGGCAGACCAAGGCCCGCUACCCCGCCCUCUGCGCCUUGCUUCCCUUCCUGGGGUCCCUCCAGGUCCUGGCUGCGCUCCCUGAGCUCCCGCGGCAGCUCCUGCUCUGUCUCUCCACCAAUCCCCUCAGCCCCCCGGCGGUGGACGCCUACCGCUGCUUCCUGCAAGCCCAGCGGGGGGAGUGGGCGGUCCCAGGGGCCGGGGCCGGCGAGGAGGCCCUGGCUGAGCGGUGGGCCCGGCACUGGCUGCUCCCCGUGGCGGAGGCCCUGCAGUCCCCCGUGGCAGCCCUGCAGGGCCGGGCAGCCAGCUCCCUGCUCCCCCACACCCUGCAGCUCUUCCCGGCCUCCGCCGGCCUCCUGGAGGAGGCUUUCGGGCCCGGGGGGCCGGGGGGGGGGCCUGCAAAGCUCCGGGAAACUGGGCCAGGCCCCUGGGUGGAGCUCCCCGCUAAAGUGGCCACGUGCCUGGCGGGGGACGGCCGGGGCGGGCGGCGGGGGGAGCCUCCUGAAUGGGGACGCCCGUCGCCUGCUGAGGGACUGUGGAGCCGCCUCAAACCGGGGGGCGGGGUGUGCAGGCCCAUGUUGGCCCAGGACGGGCGCCCAGGCAGCUCCUUGGGACCCUACGGGCUUUCCCGCCUUUCCGGCCGCCCCAGGGACGGCUCCCUGCCCGCGGGGCCGGCGGGUGCUCUGGCCAUGCCGCUGACAGCUGGGCUUGGUUCUCAGGUGGGCGCCAGCACGCUGCGCCAGGAGUGCGCCCGCUUCCUCUGCAGGGAGGCGGGGAGGCUGGCCGAUCCCGCCCGGGCCCGGGCCCUGGGCUCCCUGCUGCGAGGCACGGACACGGAAGUGCAUCGGGCCACCCUGGCCUGGGUGCUGGAAGAGGGGGGGCUCCGCGAGCCCGUGGCCGGCGUCCUCCGGGCCCUGCUGCUGGACACCCUGUGGCCGCUGCUGCGGGACGGGGGGGGCCACCCGGAAGGCCUGAAGUUGCACCUGGAGGCCUUGGCGCACCUGCACCAGGCACCCUCUGCCCGCGUCCACCCGCUCUCGCCAGCCCCGCCCCCAGCCUCCAGGGACCAGCUGCUCUCACUGGUGGAGAAGGCGGGCACCAGCCCCACCCUCCUGGGCCAGGCACUGCGCGCCCUCAGCUUGCUCUUGGCAUUGGGGCCCGAGGACCUUCCUGCCCUGGGCCGCUGGAGCCUGGUUCUCCAGCGCUGGAGUGAGCCCCGUGCCUGUGAGGAGCUGAGACUGGCGGCAGCGCAAUCCCUGUGCCUAGCCGGGGUCCCGGUGGUGGUCGGAGCCCACGCAGCCUCUGGGCCCUCCCCGGCAACUUCCGGGCCCUCCCCGGCAGCCCUGGCUCUCCGGCUUCUGAACGCUGGCAUUUUCCUGCUGCAGGAUGAGGACCAGGCAGUGAGACUGGAAGCAGCCAUGUUCGCCAGUCUGCUGGCCCAGCAGGUGAGAGCCUGGCCCUGGGAGGCUGGCACAACGCUGCAGGCCAACCAGGGGCUGCUCCUGGUACUACAGGUUAUUGAGACACACUUUGGGGCCUGUGAGGACACCUGGCCGCUUCUGAUGCUCCAUCUUCCCCAGUAUGAUCUGGAGUGUCUCCUGGAGGAGAUGGGCGCUAAUCGGCCCCCCAGCCUCUAUGAGGAGGACGGAGCUAACUUCUUCGCGGAGCCGGCCGUGUUCGCCCAGCUUCUACUCCCCUUCUUGCUCCGGCUGUUGGACAGAGUGGGGGAUGCGGCGCCCCUGAGGGCCCGGGCCCGGCAGUGGGCAGAGGCUCGAGCCCCCGGCGUCCUCCGGAGCCUCCAGCACUGCUGCCUCUGGUGGAGUCAAGGUGACGCCGGCGCUCUGCUGCUGAAGGCCCUGGGCUGCCCCAAGCUUCACACGGCCCUGGCCGUGCUGCUGGUGGAGGCUGAGCUUGUGAUCCGGGCCCUGGAGACUGGGGGGGCCGGAGGCGCCGGGGAGGCCGUGGAGGCCAUGGAGCCCGGAGCCAGCAGCUCCUCUCGGGAGCUGAGGCAGGCCUGGACGCGGGCCCGGGCCCUGCUCGCUCAGCACGGCAUGGCCCCUCAGCUGAGGGACCCGGGCUGGCCGAGAGGCCACGUGCUCCUGUCGAUGGCACCAGGGGAUCCCCAAGGAGCAGAGGGGCUGUGUCUGGGGGGGGCCCCGGGGGAGGUGGGGGGCUCAAAGGGCAUGACCGACAGAGCCUCUGGGGCCCUCUCCCCCACCUGCUUCGACGUCCUUCCCUCUCUGUAGCCACCAGGACAGACUGAUCAGGUGGUCGGGGUUCUGGAGGUCACAGGAUGUUAGUGUAAGGGGGGACCUCGGGAGCUGGCUGAUCCAACCCCUCAUUUUAAGAGGGGCAGAGGCUGGCCCAAAGACCGCGCAGUGAGCGACUGAGCGUCAUCGUUAUUGGUGACCCAUCCAUGCUCAGUAAACGUUAAUUAAGCACCUACUAUGUGCUACUACCUCACAACCACUCCGGGAGGUCUGCCAGCUGGCUGGGCUGCUCUGAUCGUUCCUACUCUGCAGAUGGGGAAGUUGAGGCUCAGGAGGGUGCAGGCGUCUGCCCACAAUCACACACCUUAUCUGUAUUAGUCAGGUUGUGUCUUCACCUGAAAACCAGCGUUCCCUCCCUUACGUCAUGCACUUCCUCCUCCAGAGAUGGGGGUGACCCCGGGGGCUCCCCAGCCCCGACACGGCAGGGGCCUGUGCUGUCCAUGCGUGGAAGGGAGGGGCUGGGCGAGCUGGCCUCCAAGCACCCCAGGUUCAUCGUCGCCAGCUGAGGCGGAGCCCGCGGAGACCCCCGUCCCCCUCCCCACCCUCAAGUCUGACUUGAACAAGAAAGAAAUGCCCAAACAUUUAAAGAAAAAAUAUAUUUUAUAAUAUGCUAACAGCGUGUAAUUAUUCGCCGGUCUACAAUGGAUUUCUUUCCAUCCUAAGUAAUCUAAUGUCAUGGUGGAGAGAGGGAGCGAUCUAAUUUCUCGGAGCCCAGGCAAGUGGUGCUGGAUGAAGGAUGUCAGCAAGCAUGUAUUAAGUGCCUGCUGUGUGCCAGGCCCCGUGCCAGGGGCUGGAGAAGGUUAUCUGCAAUGGGAGAGAUGAUAGGACAUGCAAAGGUAGUGUCAAAUACAAGUCU